AUGAAGGCAUGUGGGAUCUGGCCAAAGCUAAAUCAGAGGAAAUCAGGAAAGAAAUUGAGGCAAUGGAGGCAGCCAAGUACGCAGAAAGCAAAUCUCAAAAAGAUAUUCAUCCAUCCCUCGACUCCAAGAGUGAUAUACGGCCCUGGACAGAGUGGAGGUGAAGAGAAUGGGGAAGGCGAAAAGGCAAAUGGAAAAGCUUGGCAACCAGGAAAUUCCAGGCCAUGCGUCGCCGAAUAUCUAGUCACAUGGGAAGAAGUAGGAAUGGGGAAGAAGACAGAUGGAGUUCAAGUGCCUAAAAUGCCGAGCCAUUUGGAGGGCUUCGUGGCUUCUGCUUUGCCUACUAGGAGAGUAAGAAUCCGCAUCUGGGGACCUCGAGCUCCUUACACGUUUCUUGAGAGUACGUGUCGUGGCUUCAAUAACAGCUUGAAAUUCGAGCCUCUAAAUCAACCCAUGCUGGAUGAUAUGAGGCCAGAAAUGUAUUGCGAGAAUGCAGGAAAUAAGAAAUAUGACUGA
Hyaloscypha bicolor E is the source of this 513-nucleotide messenger RNA. RefSeq lists its product as uncharacterized. The transcript has 2 exons. Bases 1 to 513 code for a protein of 170 amino acids. NCBI's taxonomy places the organism in Eukaryota, Fungi, Ascomycota, Leotiomycetes, Helotiales, Hyaloscyphaceae. The record is from RefSeq and is a predicted model, not a curated record.